Esox lucius (northern pike) is the source of this 2717-nucleotide messenger RNA. It is a transcript of the gene rac3a, whose product is annotated as Rac family small GTPase 3a. Gene Ontology annotation, cellular component: cell cortex; cytoskeleton; cell projection. The record is from RefSeq and is a predicted model, not a curated record. Gene Ontology annotation, molecular function: GTPase activity; protein kinase binding; GTP binding. Lineage: Eukaryota; Metazoa; Chordata; Actinopteri; Esociformes; Esocidae. The transcript has 6 exons. Gene Ontology annotation, biological process: actin filament organization; regulation of actin cytoskeleton organization; establishment or maintenance of cell polarity. The coding region runs from base 194 to 772 and encodes 192 amino acids.
AAAACUUUCGUUUUUUCCCGGGACCUUCCGUCAUGAUUCGGCACUACAUUUGCUCGCUACAGCCUCGUUGCAAGCUGGCUGGCUGUACUGUACCAGCCCACUUCUAUUAACGAUAUCAGAAAUAAAAAAACGGUUUGUCAUAUUUAAGCGUUGCUACAUCAAGACAACCGUUUGACACCGACCUUUCUACAUUAUGCAGGCUAUCAAAUGCGUCGUGGUGGGAGAUGGAGCGGUGGGUAAGACAUGUCUACUCAUCAGCUACACGACCAAUGCCUUUCCUGGAGAAUACAUCCCUACAGUGUUUGACAACUACUCAGCCAAUGUGAUGGUAGACGGGAAACCAGUGAACCUGGGCCUGUGGGACACAGCUGGGCAGGAGGACUACGACCGGCUCAGACCUCUGUCUUAUCCUCAGACGGAUGUGUUCCUGAUAUGUUUCUCAUUGGUGAGCCCCGCGUCCUUUGAGAAUGUCAGAGCUAAGUGGUACCCAGAGGUACGCCACCACUGCCCCAACACCCCCAUCAUCCUGGUGGGCACCAAGCUGGACCUGAGGGAUGACAAGGACACUGUGGAGCGACUGAGGGACAAGAAGCUGUCCCCCAUCACCUACCCCCAGGGUCUGGCCAUGGCGCGGGAGAUCGGUGCGGUGAAAUACCUGGAGUGCUCUGCCUUAACCCAGAGGGGACUGAAGACCGUGUUCGACGAGGCCAUCCGUGCCGUCCUAUGCCCUGCACCAGCCAGGAAGAAGUGCAAGAGGUGCAUCAUCUUCUGAGGGAGGUGUGGAUGUCUGCGAGAAAAAACAACAUAAGAUAUUGUUUUAUAGAAGGUGUUUACAGUUGUCAAGGUCUCUGUUGGCAUUCUAUUCCUAUUGGCCUUGGGCAAUGCCCAAGGGAACAGCAUGUAAUUUGUUAAGUGGUCAAAUGUGACGCUCAUCAGAUAAACGUUGUUGACAUACAAGUGGGUCAAAGAUUAAAUAUCGAGAUUGGUUUCCAAAUGCCACCCUAUUCCUUCAAUAGUGUCUAGAGCCGAUGGGGUUCUGGUCUAAAGAAGUGCACUAUGCAGGGAAUAGCGUGUCAUUUAAGACGGUGCCGAAGGUGACAUUUAAUUGAACUCUACAACUUUGAAAUAGACUCUGUGUGCCUUAUGACUUAACUCAGUUGAGUGAAUUAAAAGGCUGAGGAUCUCAGAGAGAGACGGAGUCUAGAUGGACGUGUACAAUAGGACCAAUCACAGCGGGUUGAAGAUAUUGGACUGUCCGGAUCCACUGAACUUCUUACCUUAAUAGGGCUUAACACAGAGUACACUUACACACUCUCCCCAUCCGUAAAGCAUAGUGGUAAUGUUUCAGGGCCGAUGUUGAUUGGUCAUUCACGCCAUAGCAGUCAUGGUGGUCAUGGCCAUCACUUUCACCAUUUGUUCCCUUUUUUCUUUAUCCUGUCUUUCUAUAUUCUGUCCUUCUAUAUUAGCUCUGUGGGGGCGUGGCUACUUACAGUGUUGUGAAUAGCAUCUGCAUGAUAUCAUUCAUUUUAACUCUAAAUGAUCUGGCUCCCAACUGUCCCUCCAUUCCCUAUACAGUGCCCCCCUACUGACUGGGUUCCAAAAAGGGCCAGUGCACUAAAUAAGGAAUAGGGUGCUUUUUGCAAAGAUCUUCUGCAUGUCCUCUGCGAUGUGGAAUCCCAUACUGAAAUAUGUGAAACAUCUCAAUUAGAUUUGAAUUACCAAAUAAAAAAAAUUAAAUAUGUUUCCAAAUGUUCUGUCAAAUAUUUGAAUACAUUAAAAAAGUAUUUACAUUUUUUUUUGUAUUUCACAUGUAUCCUAAAAUGCGAACACAUUUUCAACUAAAUGUAAAGAUGGGAUUCUACAUUAUGGAGUAUGAUUUCAAAACAGUUUACACAGUUUAUAAUUGCUUUGUGCUUAAAAUCCUGCAUUACUUAACUGUUACUCAAGCCAGCUUUUUCUACUGAUCCGGUCAGAUGGUCUUUAAAACCUCUUAUCCAUUAAGUGUUUAGGUUUUUCUAUAUAUUUCUCAGUGCAGACCAUGAUUGUAGUUUAAAAAAUGACUUCCAUUUUUGAGAAUGUACGUAUUCUAAUAGUUGACUUCCAGUGGAACUCAUUAGGAGAGUGGCAUUUAGUCCAAAAGGACGAAUUAUUUGAUUCCUUUGGAAAUCCAACCAAUUUCAUGUAAUUUAUAAAAUUUAAUAUACAACAUAUUAAUUCACAGAAUACAGAAACAUGUCAAAACAGUGUUUUCUUUAUCGUUACAUUAUUCACUGUAUCCUUUUUAACUGUAACCACAAAGAGGUCAAUUGUGAGGGCAAAUCUUUUUUCUCAAUUCACUACUUUGAUAAUAUGGAACUUUUGGGAUGUUGUUAAGCAACUAGUUACCAAAUAAAUGAUGGUGGUAUGAAAACAUUAUUUGUAUUGUAAACUGAAAACAUGAACUUAAUAGUAAAGUAAAGCAAUUGUGAUAAAAGCAGUUGCUCUUGCACAAGGGUAGAUGUAUGUAGCCUGACAAUAAAUAAAAAUGGUGCCAUUCCAUAGUUGUAUUCUAAUACCAAGAUGUGUUUCAGUUUUCCUAGUUCAGUAAAAAGCCUAAAUGAACCGGCCCCCAUAUUGUUUAUACUGGUGACCUUUAGCUUGCUUUUAAGGGUAGAAUUUGGAUGCCGCUUUUGUGGAUUUUGUUUAUUUUUAUUAUUAUUAAAAAACUUACAACAUGA